Messenger RNA from Limanda limanda (common dab), 852 nucleotides. RefSeq names its product paired box 10 (gene pax10). The transcript is spliced from 7 exons. Gene Ontology annotation, biological process: regulation of transcription by RNA polymerase II; anatomical structure development. Bases 1 to 852 code for a protein of 283 amino acids. The record is from RefSeq and is a predicted model, not a curated record. NCBI's taxonomy places the organism in Eukaryota, Metazoa, Chordata, Actinopteri, Pleuronectiformes, Pleuronectidae. Gene Ontology annotation, molecular function: RNA polymerase II cis-regulatory region sequence-specific DNA binding; DNA-binding transcription factor activity, RNA polymerase II-specific.
AUGUAUGAGAAGUUAACCAUGCUGAACCUGCAGAGCGGCUCAAACUGGAGCGGGCCCAACAACUGGUACCAUGACCCCACUGGAGUUCAGACACAACACAGCACAGUGUCUGAGGGCUGUCUGCUGGACACCGAGGGGAGCAUGGGGGGAGAGGCAGGGGGUGGAGGAGCGGGCCGAGGGGGAGGAGUACCCGUGGAGCGGGACGAGGGCGAGGAGUCUCAGCUGAGGCUGCAGCUCAAGAGGAAGCUGCAGAGGAACAGGACCAGCUUCACACAGGAGCAGAUCGAGGCUCUGGAGAAAGAGUUUGAAAGGACACAUUACCCAGAUGUCUUUGCGAGGGAGAGAUUGGCGAACAAGAUCGAUUUGCCAGAGGCCAGGAUACAGGUGUGGUUCUCCAAUCGAAGAGCCAAGUGGAGGAGGGAGGAGAAGCUGCGGAACCAAAGGAGGUCAGGGGGCGUGACUUCCUGUUCUCAGAGUCAAGCUCCUCUGACCACUUCCUUCAACACAUCUGUCUAUCAUCAUCAGCAGCAUGGCAGCAGUUCAGGGUCCAUGUUGAGUCAGGCUGAGUCGUCCCUGCCCAGCUACAGCUCCCUGUCAGUUUUCUCAUCUGGAGUCCAGUCUAUUUCUCCCCAGUCGGCCUCGUCCUACUCCUGCAUGUUGCCUCCAUCCCCCUCCACCCCGCGCAGCUUUGACUCAUCGGCGUACUCCUCCCCUCAUCUGCAGACUCCGUCCUCAGCCAACUCCAACACUGGGCUCAUAUCGCCGGGUGUCUCAGUGCCGGUCCAGGUCCCAGGAAGUGAGCAGCAGAACAUGAGUCAGAACCUGGGUCAGUACUGGGCCAGAUUACAAUGA